UAUGCUAUCGACCAAUACACGAUUAAAAGGACGGGUUUAAAAAGAAAUGUAUGACCGUCACCCCAUAAUGUUGUGCAUAGGGUGGUAGACAUUUGGCUUUGUGUGUUGUGAUGUUCUCUCUUACGAAGUUUUCGUUAUGGCUCUCAGAUUUGUGACGAUAACAUAAUUAUCUUGAAGUGAUUGGCAGCCAACCAGAUUUUCCCUGAUAUCAUCUAACUAGUCAGCUUCAUAAUGUUUUUUUGCGCUGCUGCAUUUCUUAUACUCCUAGUGAGUGGUUGCGAAGCUAGAGGUGUUAAUGGAGGUUUGUCUUGUGCUGCUUGUACCAUCGUAUUUGGUCUCGCAGACCAGUUAGCAGAAAUCCACAAUGAAAGCCUCUUAGCUGGUUCGUUACGAGUUUGUGAUAUGUUGCCUUCGCCGGGAAACGAUUACUGUAGGGACAUUGUUAAACUUGUGUGGCCACUCUUAGUAAAUAGGGAAGUUUCCAAAUAUUUUACACCAGAUGUCUUUUGCUAUGGUAUUGAUGUGUGCUACACUGAAGAAAAUACUGGUUUUUGUCAUUUGUUCCCAAGGCCAUUGUCGAAUUUUAGGAAUACAGUGCAUCAGAUAAAGAAAGUAACAGCACAAAACGGAAGGGGGAAAGAAUAUCAGCAACAUUUAGAGAGAUUAGGAAUUGCUUUAUGUCAUAUUCCUGGAAUAAAACAGAUAUGUGAUAUGUUCAAUAAAACAUGGAUGAAAACAGAGCCUGCUAUUGAUCUAGAUGGUGACCGCUUCAGUAUAGUCAAUACAGCUAGAGGCUACCAUUGGAGGGGCAGAGACUGUGAAGACUGGAACCCGUUAGCAUACCCUGGCCGUGAACCAGAAAAUGGAGACACAGCAGCAGACUAUAACUGCAAUGGCAUCUGGGGCAUAGAUCAGAAGAGUGGAAAACCAUAUGAGGAUGAAUUUUGUAAAGAGACAGGUUCAAGAGGAUUGAUUAUAAUUGGAGACUCAGUUUCAGCACACUUCCAUUUCCCAGAAGCUUGGAUGAAUCCACUGUUGAUCUCAAAUUAUGUUCUUCAUAAUUACACAGAACAUCUUCUAGAUGAGCUAGACUGGCCACAUUUAGGAUAUGCCACAGGGUUUACAAACACUACAGAACCGCUUCUUAUAAAGGGUCGGACAGAUUCCAUCUAUCUGAGGCUAAGAGAUCGCAAUCUGUGUAACCACAGGGAUUAUCAAAAUAUUUGUCGUAAUGGAGAUUCCAGCUUUGAUGCUGUAAAGCGUGUGAAAAGCAUUGCUCGUAACAAGAACAGGGACAAACCAGCACUUGUUAUAUACGGUUUGUUUGGAAAUGAUGUCUGUAACAAUCAUGCGGACACUAUAUCCAAUAUGACAACUCCAGAAGAGUACCGGAAGAAUGUAAUGGAAGUGCUGAGUGCACUGGACACUAUGCUUCCCAAAGGAAGUCAUGUACUUCUAAUUGGAUUGGUUGAUGGGAGUUUCAUCUAUCCAGAGAUGGCCAAUAGGUUCCAUCCUUUAGGCAAGUUCAGACGUGACAUUCGUUACCGUGAUGUGUAUAAGUGGUUCACAUGCAUGGAAAUUGGACCUUGUGUUGGCUGGAUGACAUCAAAUGAAACACUGAGGCAAAUCACUUCACAGAGGGCACAAGAACUGUCUGAUGUUCUAGAAAACAUAGCAAAAGAGCAGAAGUUUUCAUCUUUUGAGGUGUUUUAUCUGGAAAAUCCUAUACAUCAAGUAUUCAAAGAAUGGACUGAGAAAGGAAACCAAGUAUGGCAGCUUUUGGAUCCAGUUGACAGUUUUCAUCCCAAUCAGAUUGCUCAACCAUUGAUUGCUGAAAAUCUGUGGCGGGACAUCAGCAAAAAGUUUCCUCAGGCACUUGGUGAAACCAAUCCACACAAUGAAAGAAUCAGAAAAAUAUUUGGUGAUCAAAAUGGCCACUAAUUAGUUGACCAACAAGAGCAAUGACAAUAAUACUGUGGCAACUACCUCACUUAAAGAAGGAAAAAAAAACCUACAAAAAGAAACAUUGGAACAACGACUGUUUAUGCUGUAGUUAC
Molecule: messenger RNA, 2057 nt
Organism: Schistocerca cancellata (South American locust)
Lineage: Eukaryota; Metazoa; Arthropoda; Insecta; Orthoptera; Acrididae
Product: acyloxyacyl hydrolase-like
Exons: 11
Coding region: 232-1941 (569 amino acids)
Biological process (GO): lipopolysaccharide catabolic process; negative regulation of inflammatory response
Molecular function (GO): calcium ion binding; acyloxyacyl hydrolase activity
Source: RefSeq, a predicted model, not a curated record